AACCGCACCCGGAAAACAAUUUGUAAACAUUACAUUACAACCUCCAAUUUAUAAAGUGUUCUAUUUAGUGACGUACUGACGAUUUCACUAUGGGAGUAUUAAAUGACAAAAUAAAUAUCACGUGGUUAAUACGUUUUGACAAAAGUAAAACUAACAGAGCACGUGUCCUAUUCUUUCAAUUGGCAUUCACAAAAAUGACACCGUAAAUCAAAGAUCACUAAACAAGCUUGUAAAAUAUGUCAAUGAUGGCUCUAGAGACAACAAAUUAAAAGGCGGUUUUAAAGUCAUGUCCAGAUAGCAAUGGAAGCUAGAUGAAUGGAGCAUGCUCGUCGUAUUAAUCAAGAAGCACCUUCUCGGAAGAUUUCAACGGCAUCAAAACCAUGGCAGGGACCUGAAACAUACACAUUGGAAAGAGAGAAAGAUGGUUAUGGCUUUACACUGAGAUACUUUAUUGUGCAUCCACCUGUUGCUUCAAGUCCCAGCCCAAGUCCAAGUAGCAAAAAUGAAAAGGGAUUUAACCGCAACAGUUAUUGGACUGAUCAAGGACUCACAGGGGAUGAUGAUGCAUUUAGUUCUCAAGCUCAACCUCCUCCACUGGACACCUUUUUUAUCAAAACUGUUACACCAGGAAGUACAGCUGACCGAGCAGGCCUAAGGAGUGGAGAUCGCAUUGUUUCAAUCAAUGGAGAAUUGAUUGGAGGGAAAACAUUUAAAGAUAUUAUUGAAAUAAUACAGUAUUGUACUGGAGAUUUAAAAGUUGGCGUUGUACCACGCAAUGAAGAUAUACUACAACUUGUAUUUGAAGAAUACGUUUACGACAGCGCAUCAGUAACCAGUGAAAACAGUCGCAACUCUCGCAAUUCUGGCUCGUUAAGUAUGCAUCAACCAAGCGUUAAUAAAUGGUCCGUCCCUAUAACAAGCACAAGAAAAUCUGUUACUCUCGAUUCACCAAAUGCAUAUUCAAAUAAUAACAACAAUGAAGACACGACUGAGAAAAAAAUAGGACCCUGCGUACAAUUUAUCGCUGGUACUCCUGUUGUUAAAACAGAUAACAAAAACAGUAGAUCGAAUUCUUUAAGCAGUUCUGGCUCAAUCACUCCAUUACAAAAGUCAGGAAAAGGAUCUCCAUCGCAGAGAACUUCCUCUUCAAGUUUUGACCCGUGUGUUUCAUUUAUAAGUGGUAAACCACAAGUCUCGAAUGAAAGCCCAAAGGAAGAAAAUGAUGAUUUACCUAGUGGUGUACAACCGUACAAGCUUCAAAAUGCUUUAAGAAAAGAGGUUCAGAAGAAAGGCUAUUCUGUUGGCACCAGGCUGGCACCGAAACCUAUAGCUGGUGUGUCAAAGCCUGGAGCUGUUAGCAACAUUGCUGGGUUAUUUGCAAGUGGGAAUGUCGAAGAGCUUCAAAGUAGUAUGAACAGAAAGAAAUCUGCAACGUUUGUGUUAAGAGAUGACUUUCAAAUUCGUUCAUGUAGAAACAAAGUUCAGGGAGAUGAACCUAGCACAAAAUCAAACAGUAAUGUCGAUAAACGAAAAACAACAACAAAAACGACAACAACAACAACAGCAACCAUGUCAACAACAACAACAACGACGACGACAACAACAACAACAAACACUAAUACAGAAAAAGAGAAUGCAAAACAAAGCCCAAGACAGCGCACUAAUUUAUCUUCUUCGACUUCACAAGCUACUUUAGUCGAAAGUCAAACCUCGUGUUACAUGAAUAAAGGUGUUUCCGCCUUAAUAAGCAACACGAUCGUCAUAAAUGGAGGGAAAGAUGGAAUUACGAAUAUUCGAAGCAUAAAAAACAAUAAAAAUAGUCCCAUGUCGCAACGCAAACGAACUCUACUUAGUAAUGGACACAAAACUUCAAUUUCGUCGUCCCUUGAAAAUUCUGAGGACGAAGAUUCACAUGUGGAUUCAGGUGAUGAAAGCGCUCUUGAGAAUUGGAACGGGAGAAGAGUUUCCUAUUUAAUGGCCACAGCUAAAAAAGCUGAAAAGGCUGGCAAGAAAAAUGCAGAAUCUAACACUGAAGCAGACGAUGAAGAUAGUGAUGUCAAUACAAAUUCCAAGGACAAGCUGUUUGGUCAAAGAUCUUCAGGAGAAACGGAAGUGAAGCCAAUUUUAAAAGAAGGUCCACUAAACAGAAAGCUGGAACGCUCGCUUGAUAAAAAGAAGGCAAGUACUCGUACCUGGAAACCGAUAUAUGCAGUUUUGAAAGGUCACCGCUUGUUUUGUUACAAAGAAGGAAGCUCCGAUGCUGAUGACGAUAUCAUACAACCUAUCCCUGUACGCAGUACAAUCAUUGAGAUCGCAAAUGACUACGUGAAACGGAAGCAUGUUUUUAGAAUGGUUACUUCACAUGGGAACGAGUACCUGUUUCAGGCUGAAGAUACGGGUUCUAUGGUGAGCUGGGUGAAUACACUUCGAGAUGCAAACCCUGACAAAGAGAGCUUAAUGAAAUCUACCGCCAUGAUAAAACAGGAAAAAUUAGAAGAAAGUGAAAGUAAUAACAAUAAUUCAACAACAAGCAACAAAAAUGGUAUCAGCAAGGAUAAAAAAGGAUUAUCCAUCAAACGAAGUCAUUUUGGUUUGCGAGGAAGCAAGAAAAGCCGCAGUCCCAAUGUUCCACCAAGAAUACCUAAAGAGGUUGCAGCUGGCAAAACAUUUGGAAUUCAUCUGCAGAACUGCCCACCCGCUCGUCAUGUUAAGAACAUACCGUUGUUAUUGGAACAUUGCUGCACAACAAUUGAAGAGAUUGGGAAAGAUCUCGUUGGUAUAUAUAGGGUAUCAGGUAAUGUGGCCUCAGUGCAAUUGCUGAAGACUGAAUUGGACACGAAAGAGACUGACGAAAUUGACUGGGAUGACGAUAAAUGGCGAGACCCGAAUAACGUUGGUAGUUUGUUGAAAUCCUUUCUAAGAAAUAUUGCUGAUCCCAUCGUGCCGAAUUAUUUGUAUAUGAAGAUGAUUCAAGCAAACCGUGUAGCUGAUCCAACUGAACGAUUAUACGCUAUGAAAAACGUAGUGAAGAGUUUGCCAGAGUAUCACUUGGAGUCGUUGACGUUUUUGGUAAAACAUUUGAAAACAAUGUCAGAUAACAAGGAGAAAAACAAGAUGGGUCCUGAGAAUAUGGCCAUUGUAUUUGGUCCUAACAUCAUUCGCACGAACACAGUAACAGCCAUGGUACAGGACAUGUCGGAUCAAUGCAAGAUUGUAGAAACUUUUAUUAAACAAUGUGAUUGGAUGUUUUCAUUUGAUGAAGAUUGUGGCCGACCAAUCCAAAUGGAGAUUGAGAGUGACGUUAUUAGUGUUGGUGUAUCGAGACAACUAAUGGAUUGUUUGACUCAACAAGUCAACACUACAGAACAAGAUAACGAGACAAGUUCCAAAAAGGGAAAAAAGUUUUCGACGUUAAAGUCUAAUAUCUCAAUGAAAUUACGAAGUACUGGUACUAAAGUUGUGUCGCCAAGAUCGCAAAAGAAGUCUUCUAAGACAAAUCAACCGGAUGAUGAAAUUGAAACGGACGAAGAAUCGGGUUGUUACUCGCAAUCUCCUCCUACCAUAAAUAAAAACGACAAAACAAAAUCCGGCAAAUACCGAUCAAAAGAAAUACGUCAUAUUAAUACAAACACUAACAGCAUUCCGAUACGGCGAGAGAGUGACAACGGCCUCACGACGACAAAGAUUGGAAAUGUGUUGUUGAACUCCGAGGUACGCAUGCAGUUUACUACAGGGCUGCGAUCUCCUGAGUUAAGCCCUCAGUUGGAGAGGACUAAACCUUACGGAAACGAUGACGGUAAUGACAGUGGUGUGACGAGUCCUCAGAGGAUGGACAGCGAUGAUAAUAUGAGCGUGUAUAGCGAUAGCGGCGCGCAAAGCAGUAGAAAAGCAUCGUUAGAGUCAGCGUCAGCACCUAGCCCGCGUAUCGAACGUAGAAUCGCAUAUCCGAGACAACAAUCGAUUGGUAGUUGCAGCAGCAAUGAUGAGAGAUCGCCACCUCUGCAGAAAUCCAUCGUUGUCGUCCCUCCUUGUAAAACUGUUGAAGAGGAAAAAGAAAUGGGAUUUCGGAGAAGGGAUACUACAAAAAGUGGUAGAAGACAUAGAGCAAAGAAUGAUACCCAAAAUGCCUCAGAUAAUGUUGAUGAUAAUUCAACUGUAUUAAAACGAUCGGACAUGCGACGCCGUAUGAAUUUACCUGUUAGCCCUCGAGCAUCUAAACGCGAGUUAUACUCCAUUAUGCCGGGUGACGGUAAUGACUAUGAAGAAAAAAUCCGAGCUUUGAUUGACCCGGAUUAUGAAGGCGAUAUGAAGGAGUUAGCCCAAUCAGAGAUAAAAACAGAAGAAAAAGCGGCUACAACGAAAUCGCUGUCACCAGCAGUAACUAUAAGCAGUGCAAAAACGCCAGAGAGUGGUCCGAAUGCUGAUUGGUGGCUAUCUGGCAGCAAGAAUAUUUCUCGUAGAAUAUUAAAUCCCCCUAAAGACAAAACUGCUGCAUUAAAUAUAAUUACAAGUGUAAUUGGUAAUAAUCGCAUGAAAAGAACCAGUUCCGAAUCGAAAGACGAAUCUACGCGAGAAGAAGAAGCUCUGAGAAGAAAUCCGUUGCUGAGCCCGACUAUCGUACGACGUACCGACUUUCCAUCUAUGGCAACAUAUUAUCCCGAAUUAUCGACACGUACAGACAACUUGAAUCAAAAACAGGAAGAAAACGAUAAAAGAGUACGAAAUAUAUUAUCGAAAGCGCGCGAUAGUAGCACGAAAUCUCCAACAGAAACUACGUCACAGUCGGCUAAGUUAAAAAAAAUAAACGACUUAAAGCCAACUUCGACUUUGUCCGAGUCGCAAUCUGAAAAACUAGACCGGUACUUGAAACAAGUGACGGAAUUAUUGUCCGACAAUUCAAACAAUGCUGAAGAUCGUGAAAAGAUUACCGGCAUACUUCAGAGCUUUCAAACGGCCUGCAAUACUUUGGAUUCGCAACCUAGACGAGUUAAUUCUGAAAGUCAUAGGGUACGGCCCGUUGCCAAUCAUCAAGUUCUUAAUCGAAGUUUAUCAGGGCCGACGAGGAGGACUAAAAACAAUAAGGCAAAUGACCGAACGUCACCGUUGUUAGACACAACUUAUAGUGACCUAAAUUACAGCAAAUUAUAUCCACGGUAGCUAUUUCUUUUGUAACCAACUAAUACUCUCAGGCACGUAAUACAACGGGAUCUUAAUAAAAAGUGGGAUCUUAUCUGGAUCUGAUAAAAGGGCAUGUAAGAGGGAGAUUCAGAGGGGGAGUCAGACUUUUACUAUACAAAACCGUCAAUUUAAGCCAUAAAAAAAGCUUUCUAAAAAUAGUAUGGAAUAAAUAUCCUAAUAUUUAUUUAAAAUGCUAUGUGGCAUUUGACUGUUAUUUUAAAAUUUCGGAAAGUCUGGACCUACUUUGUAUUAGGAGAGCUAAAAAUUUAUAGUAUUUUUGAUAGCUUUAAUUAGAAACCCCUCCCUUGUAUGCAUUUGUUAGAAAGAAAACACUACAAAAUUUUGUAUAGAAAACAUAUAGACCUUUAUUACUUUUUUUGUUAUUUUUAUACUGUUUUGUACAUAUGUGCUAUUUAUUUUUUGUUUAAAGUUUUGUACUUGUAGACAUCGGCAUAUUUUGUUGUACUUUACAAUAGAAAUAUUUCGCUGUUUUUGACCAUUUUAGCAUUCCUUAAGACCUUGCAUCGUGCUUCAUUUAUACAGUGUAUCCUUGUGUUCCUAAAAAUGUUUAAUACAU
This is a messenger RNA of Hydractinia symbiolongicarpus, 5755 nucleotides long. Its product is annotated as rho GTPase-activating protein 21-like. Gene Ontology annotation, biological process: signal transduction. Gene Ontology annotation, molecular function: protein binding; phospholipid binding. The record is from RefSeq and is a predicted model, not a curated record. Lineage: Eukaryota; Metazoa; Cnidaria; Hydrozoa; Anthoathecata; Hydractiniidae. Bases 316 to 5157 code for a protein of 1613 amino acids. The transcript is spliced from 22 exons.